Molecule: messenger RNA, 2873 nt
Organism: Manis javanica (Malayan pangolin)
Lineage: Eukaryota; Metazoa; Chordata; Mammalia; Pholidota; Manidae
Gene: SOAT1
Product: sterol O-acyltransferase 1
Biological process (GO): cholesterol homeostasis; cholesterol metabolic process; cholesterol efflux
Cellular component (GO): endoplasmic reticulum membrane
Molecular function (GO): cholesterol binding; cholesterol O-acyltransferase activity; fatty-acyl-CoA binding
Source: RefSeq, a predicted model, not a curated record
GAGGGGCGGAGGGGUGGGAGCCCGGAGCUUUAUGUUCGUUCGCGCGGGGCUGGCUGCGUACCCGGCCUUGGGCACCUGGAGAGCCGUCCGUGUCCCUGUCUCGAACUGGCCUUUUCGCCCUCCGCCCUGUGACAGCUUCCCAGCUUCGCCCUUCUUUCCCACGUCUCCGUUCGGCCCCAGACAGCACAAUGGUGGGUGAAGAGAAGAUGUCUGUAAGAAAACGGCUGUCAAAGCCCAGUGAAAAUCUUGAGGAAGAGGGAGGCCGGGGAACCCCUCCCGCAGAGGAGUCCCUGGAGACACCCAGUAAUGAUAAGAUUGACAUGAAACAAUUGAUAGCAAAGAAGAUACGGUUGACUGCAGAGGCAGAGGAAUUGAAGCCAUUUUUUAUGAAGGAAGUUGGCAGUCACUUUGAUGAUUUUGUGACCAAUCUCAUUGAAAAAUCGGCAUCAUUAGACAAUGGUGGGUGUGCUGUCACGACCUUUUCUGUUUUUGAAGGAGAGAACAACCAUAGAACCCUAGAUCUGAGAGCACCUCCAGAACAUGGAAAGAUUUUUAUUACAAGGCGAUCUCUCUUAGAUGAGCUGUUUGAGGUGGACCACAUCAGGACAAUAUAUCACAUGUUUAUUGCCCUCCUCAUUCUCUUUAUCCUCAGCACACUUGUAGUAGAUUACAUUGAUGAAGGAAGGCUGGUCCUUGAGUUCAGUCUCAUAUCUUAUGCUUUUGGCAAAUUUCCUGUUGCUAUGUGGACAUGGUGGGCCAUGUUCUUAUGUACACUUUCAAUUCCCUACUUUAUCUUUCAACAUUGGGCCAGAGGCUACAGCAAGAGUACUCAUCCAGUGAUCUAUUCUCUCUUCCACUGCUUACUUUUUAUGGUCUUCCAGAUUGGAGUUCUAGGUUUUGGACCAACAUAUGUUGUAUUAGCAUAUACACUGCCACCAGCUUCCCGGUUUAUUGUCAUACUGGAACAGAUUCGUUUGAUAAUGAAGGCCCAUUCAUUUGUCAGAGAGAAUGUGCCUCGGGUACUAAAAUCAGCUAAUGAGAAAUCAAGCACUGCCCCAGUACCCACCGUCAACCAGUACCUGUACUUCCUGUUUGCGCCUACCCUCAUUUACCGGGACCACUAUCCCAGGACUCCCACUGUAAGGUGGGGUUAUGUUGCUAUGCAGUUUGCACAGGUUUUUGGUUGCCUUUUUUAUGUGUACUACGUCUUUGAAAGGCUCUGUGCCCCCUUGUUUCGUAAUAUCAAACAGGAGCCCUUCAGCGCCCGUGUUCUGUUCCUGUGUGUAUUUAACUCCAUCUUGCCAGGUGUGCUGAUUUUGUUCCUUAUGUUUUUUGCCCUUUUGCAUUGCUGGCUCAAUGCCUUUGCUGAGAUGUUACGCUUUGGUGACAGGAUGUUUUAUAAGGAUUGGUGGAACUCCACAUCAUACUCUAACUAUUACCGGACCUGGAAUGUGGUGGUCCACGACUGGCUAUAUUACUAUGCUUACAAGGACUUUCUCUGGUUUUUCACUAAGAAAUUCAGAUCAGCUGCCAUGUUAGCUGUCUUUGCUGUGUCGGCUGUAGUGCACGAAUAUGCCUUGGCUGUUUGCUUGAACUUUUUCUACCCAGUGCUCUUCGUGCUUUUCAUGUUCUUUGGAAUGGCUUUCAAUUUCAUUGUCAAUGAUAGUCGGAAAAGGCCAAUUUGGAAUGUUCUCAUGUGGACUUCUCUCUUUGCGGGCAAUGGUGUCCUCCUGUGCUUUUAUUCUCAAGAGUGGUAUGCACGUCAACACUGUCCUCUGAAAAAUCUCCUGCUAGUUUCCUCCUGUGUCCUGAAAAUGUAAGUGUUCUCCAGAAUUUUCCCAAUGGCAUGUGCAUCCUCUGCUGCCACCACCUUAACAGAUGUAUCUUUUACCUCUUCUCUCCCCAAAUAAUAAACUCUUUGUAAAAAUGUCCAGCUAUACUCAUAUGCCUGGGAUCCUAUUUCCCUUGAUUCUUUUUGUUCUUUUGUACAGAUCUGUACGAAAAGAUCUGUACUCUUUUCUUUUUUGUAAUUAGAUAAGAGUGUCUUUCUUAGAGCUUUGGCUUUUAACUGCAUAUGAAUAAUUCCCAGAUAUUUAGGGGGUGUAGAAUAUAUCCUGAUACAUUUGCCUUGGUGGUUCUCACAGGCACCUACACCUGUGAGAUGCCCAUAAUCAAAUUAAUUAGGUUUUCUCCCAAAGCUUCCUUUACUGUCUACCCUGUGUCCCUGUGUCUGUUAUGCUGCCCUAACACCCCCUCCUCAUGUCAUUAUUAAUCCUGUUUUCUGCAUUUGAACUGACCUUUCUGAACUCUGUCUCUGGUCAUGUUUCUCCUUAUACCCAGAUUCCACUUGUCAGAUUUUGUUUUAAUCAAAAGCCAAUUUGGAUGCAGUAUCUUCUCUGAAGCUUCUUCAAAUACUUGCUCCAGUCUCUUUUUGUAGUACUUUAUGUGUUUCUCAUUUAGAUAACUCAGUAAUUUUAAAUCUUGUUUUUAUCGUAGUUGGUAUAUAUAUUUACCAUCCUUAACCUACCACUGUUUAGAUUUUAGGCUACUAAAAUUGGGGCUGUGCUAAAAUAAAAUUCAAGAUACAAAGAAGAGGGCAGUGCCUUUUUGGAAUUUGGUCAUCAGUCCAUGCAGUUGUGUAGAAUUUGCUGGACUUUAAAAGCUUCAUGUAAAGCUUCUAAGUCAAAUCAACUUGUGCUAUAUACAAAAAUAAUGAACAUCUUUUGAAUUCGUGAUCUACUUAAUAGCUAAAAGUUUACUUACUGAAUGUGGGAGGUAUUUUAAAGAUGUAUAAUAGCAUGUAACACUAAUACCCCCUGCUUACGCCCACACCUCAUAAACACAGUGCACACAAAUAAAUGACUCUUCCGUUC